UUCCCCCUUCCCCAACGGCACCACUCCCAAAUCAUCUCUAAACUGCCAUUACCUUUUUCAAAGAAAUGAUUACAAGGAAAAUCACAUACAAAAAGCUCCCCCCUCCCCACACAGGUCCCAACUGUACUUUGAGUGAAUCAACACUCUCCCUUGUUUUCCCUCCAUCUUUGUUUUUUCUCUGUUGUUGAAGUGUUGAAAGUUAAACCCAUCAAUUACACCUUCCCUGUUGAAUGCUCACUUAUCACUCUCCCCACUUUCACACCAUGCGCAAUCCCCUCUUAUCUCUCUUGCGCCCACUUUCCUCAGCACAAAAUCAUUGAACAAGGAAUACCCAGAGGCCAAAGAUCAAGAUUUCUAAAUUCUAAGGAAUACCCAUUUCCCCUCUCUGCUUCCCCACCGCAAAGCUCCAAUCUUUCUUGGAUUUUCUUGAUUCAAUGUGUCUGGGCGGGUUCUGAGGCUCAAAUUCUGUGGAAAUGGUGGCGGAGCCUUGGCUGUUGAGGAUGGGAAAUCAGGUAAGCACCAAUGUUAAGCAUGCUUUACUUCUGGAAAAUUCGAAAAAGAGUGGUGCUUUGAGAGGAAAAGAGUUCAUAGGGAUACUUUCUUUUGAAGUGGCUAAUAUAAUGUCUAUGAUUAUUCACUUGCACAAAUCUUUGACUGACCCAGAGAUAGUUAAGCUCAAGAAUGAGAUCUUGGGCUCUGUAGGGAUAAGAACCCUUGUGUCUGAUGAUGAAACUAAGAUAUUGCAGCUUGCCCUUGUUGAGAAACUGGAUGAUUUGAAUAGGGUUGCUAGUGUGGUGUCUAGGUUAGGGAGGAAAUGCACAAUCCCAGCAUUGCAGGGGUUUGAGCAUGUGUAUGGGGAUAUUACUGCUGGGGUGAUUGAUGUGAAGGAAUUGGAGUUUUUGGUUAAGGAUAUGGAGGGGAUGGUGAGGAAAAUGGAGAGAUAUGUGAGUUCUACCGCGAGAUUGUAUAGCGAGAUGGAGGUUAUGAAUGAAUUGGAAGUGGCUACGAAGAAGUUUCGACAGAAUCAGCACGAGGAGACUUGGAAAGCGUACGAGCAAAAAUUGGCGUGGCAGAAGCAAGAUGUGAGGCAUUUGAAGGAUGUUUCGCUUUGGAAUCAGACUUAUGAUAAGGUUGUGGAAUUGCUGGCUAGGACUGUGUGUACAGUUUAUGCACGGAUUAGUGCUGUUACGGAUGAUAUAAUUGCAAGGAGGGCUUCUAUAAGUGUUUCAAUUUCAAGGGGUGAAAGUUUGCAGCACGUGAAACAAGAGCCCGAGCAGCAAUCUGGUCAGAUUGGUUUGGAACGCUCGAGUGGCGAUUCAAUAAAACCAGUUCUUAGCAAGAGGAAUAGCGGUAGUCAUUCAGGGCCUACUGAAAGGAGAGGUGUACAUAGGAGGAACACGAGCUACCAUCCCCCGAAUGGGCUGCAAAAGAGCCAAGGCGGCUUAUUUUGUUCGAAGGAUUUCAAUUUUGCUUGUGGAGUUGGACUCAUGGAGUGUCUAAGUUUGAGUUCUGCUUCAAAGUAUGUCGAUGAUAAUAAUGCGGGUAGUGAUGAUAGAAGCAGUCAGGUCUCGGGAUGUAGUAGUGUUGCGAGUGGAGCGAGGAAAGAACAAUGGAAUUUCUCAAGGAUGCCCAAGGGUAGUACGAGUAACAAUGCGAGAUUUGGUCCAAAAAGUCGAGUAAUGAUGUAUGCCCUUCCUUCAACCGUUGGAGGUUCAGCGCUGGCCUUGCAUUAUGCAAAUGUCAUAAUCGUCAUAGAGAAGCUGCUUCGAUUCCCUCAUCUAGUAGGCGACGAAGCCAGGGAUGAUUUAUAUCAGAUGUUACCCGAAAGCCUAAGAAAGAACUUGAAGACUACUUUGAGGUCUUAUUCGAAAGGUCUGGAGAUAUACGAUGCACCUCUCGCACAAGAAUGGAAACAAAGGCUUGAAGAGAUCCUAAAGUGGCUUGCCCCUCUGGCGCAUAACAUGAUCACGUGGCAAAGCGAGCGUAACUUUGAGCAGCAUCAGGUUGUCAAGAGAACAAACGUUCUCUUGCUCCAGACGUUGUAUUUUGGUGACCGUGAAAGGACAGAGGCAGUCGUCUGUGAACUGCUCGUGGGACUAAAUUAUAUAUGUCGCCACGAGCAGCAGCAGAACGCUUUGCUCGACUGUGCAAGCAGCUUCGAUUUUGAAGACUACAUGGAAUGGCAAUUGCAGCUCGGAGCAUCCUUUCAAGCUGGAUGACGUUUUUGAGAAUUGGAUACACGACCACAGCCUAUAUCAGUAAGUUAGACGAUUACUUAAUGAUAGCGUUAAAUUCACAGAAAGGUUAGCAUGAAGUAUAUAAUUUCGCAUUUCCACUUGAUGAAGAAUAUGUUACUUGUAUAUAGUUGUCAUGCACAAGAUAGUAUAGUUUCAUAUGUAUUGACCAUUUGAUUGUCCGGGAAGAAGAAGGGAAAUCGUAGUGUUAUAUUUAUUGAUUUCUUUCGGUUAUGAAGUGUGUACCGUUCUAAAGAAAUGCAUAAUAUCUUCUCGAGUACUUGCUUAGUGCAUUUCUUUGUUUUUGCCGAACAUUCAGUAGUCACAUUGAGUUUCAACUAAUAUACAGUCGAGUUCUAUUC
Ipomoea triloba (trilobed morning glory) is the source of this 2596-nucleotide messenger RNA. RefSeq lists its product as uncharacterized. The coding region runs from base 474 to 2219 and encodes 581 amino acids. The transcript has a single exon. NCBI's taxonomy places the organism in Eukaryota, Viridiplantae, Streptophyta, Magnoliopsida, Solanales, Convolvulaceae. Gene Ontology annotation, biological process: positive regulation of growth. The record is from RefSeq and is a predicted model, not a curated record.